Melozone crissalis (California towhee) is the source of this 4098-nucleotide messenger RNA. It is a transcript of the gene ENPEP, whose product is annotated as glutamyl aminopeptidase. Gene Ontology annotation, biological process: proteolysis; peptide catabolic process. Lineage: Eukaryota; Metazoa; Chordata; Aves; Passeriformes; Passerellidae. The transcript is spliced from 25 exons. The coding region runs from base 1 to 4098 and encodes 1365 amino acids. The record is from RefSeq and is a predicted model, not a curated record. Gene Ontology annotation, cellular component: cytoplasm. Gene Ontology annotation, molecular function: peptide binding; zinc ion binding; metalloaminopeptidase activity.
AUGGAGGACAUGGAUUUUGAGGAUGAGAAGUCCAAGAGGUACUGCAUAAAGAAAAAGCAUGUGGCUAUCAUCUGUGGAGUCGUGGUUGUUGUAGGACUUGCUGUGGGGCUUGGUGUGGGAUUGAGCAGACCUAAAGCUUCAGAGGCAACAGAGCAACAACCAAAACCAGAUCAGACGACAACAACGACAACAACAACGACAACAACAACAACAACGACAACAAUGGAACAGCCUCCUCCCCCAGUGGAUUUGGGUCCCUGUCCUUCCAAGAAUGAUGACACUGGAGACUGGAGAGAGUUUAGGCUGCCCACUUAUGUCAAGCCUGUCCACUAUGAUCUGGAAAUCAAGCCUGAAAUGGAGCAAGACACUUACAGUGGGACAGUCAGUAUAUCUAUAGUUUUGGAAAAACCAACCAGCUCCCUGUGGCUUCACCUGCGAGACACCAAGGUUACAGAAAUACCCACACUCCGGAAAUCCUCAGGACAGCAGAUUGCUCUGAAUGACUGCUUUGAGUACAAGCCACAAGAAUACAUUGUGAUGAAGGCAGCAGCAGAGCUCCCUGUCACUGGUGAAAAUGAUCCCUAUGUGCUCACCCUGAAGUUUCAAGGCUGGCUGAAUGGUUCGCUGGUUGGGUUUUAUAGGACGACCUAUACUGAGAAUGGACAGAUCAAGAGCAUUGCAGCUACUGAUCAUGAGCCAACAGAUGCACGGAAAUCAUUUCCCUGCUUUGACGAGCCAAACAAAAAGGCAACUUACACCAUAUCCAUCAUCCAUCCAGAUGUGUACCAAGCACUUUCAAACAUGCCAGUACAGCAAACUGUGCAAGUUGGUGAUGGCUGGAAUCGAACAACUUUUAAGAAGUCAGUCCCCAUGAGCACUUACUUGGUAUGCUUUGCAGUGCACCAGUUUACCUGGGUAGAGAGAACAUCUGCAAGUGGAAAACCUCUGAGAGUUUACGCCCAGCCACAGCAAAUACACACGGCAGAAUAUGCAGCAAAUGUAACAAAAACUGUAUUCGACUUCUUUGAAGAGUACUUUAAUUUGAGCUACUCUCUUCCAAAACUGGAUAAAAUAGCUAUUCCAGAUUUUGGGACGGGUGCUAUGGAGAACUGGGGGCUGAUCACAUACCGAGAAACAAACCUGCUGUACGAUCCUGCGGAGUCAGCCACAUCCAACAAGCAGAGAGUAGCUGCUGUGAUAGCCCAUGAGCUUGUUCAUCAGUGGUUUGGAAAUAUUGUGACCAUGGACUGGUGGGAUGACUUGUGGCUAAAUGAAGGAUUUGCCAGUUAUUUUGAGUUCCUGGGAGUAAAUGCAACAGAACCAGAUUGGAAAAUGCCUGAACAGGUUUUAAUUGACGAUGUGCUUCCUGUACUGAUGGAUGACUCUUUGCUCUCUUCGCACCCAAUUGUAGCCAAUGUGUCAUCUCCAGCUGAAAUCACCUCUGUGUUUGACGGGAUAUCCUACAGUAAGGGUGCAUCAAUCCUCAGAAUGAUUCAAGACUGGAUUACACCAGAGCUCUUCCAGAAAGGCUGUCAGGCAUAUUUGAAGAAAUACUAUUUCCAGAAUGCCAAGACAGAACAAUUCUGGGAAGCUCUGGAAGAGGCAAGUAAUAAACCUGUGAAGGAAGUCAUGGACACCUGGACUAGGCAGAUGGGCUACCCUGUUUUGGAGAUGGGAGAUAAUUCAGUAUUCACACAGAAACGUUUUCUUUUGGAUCCCAGUGCAAAUGCUUCUCAUCCUCCUUCUGAUCUUGGUUACAAAUGGAAUAUACCAGUCAAAUUUAAGCGUGGUGAUACAUCAAAUUAUACUUUCUACAAUGCAUCAGAUUCUACAGGAAUUCAAAUACCAUCUUCUACUGAUACUUUUGCGAAUGUUAAUCCAGACCACAUUGGAUUCUUCCGAGUGAAUUAUGAUAGUCAAAACUGGGCCACCUUAAGCAAUCUUCUGCUCCAAAACCACAUAAUGUUUUCACCUGCUGAUCGCGCAGGGAUUUUGGAUGACGCUUUUUCUUUAGCGAGACCUGGACUUGUGAGUUACACUGUUCCCCUGGAACUCACAAAAUACCUAGGAAAGGAAACAGAUUAUUUGCCUUGGAAUAGAGCUAUAUCAGCUGUAACUUACCUUGCAAACAUGCUCGAAGAUGAUCAAACUCUCUAUCCCCUGUUUCAGCAAUAUUUUCGCAAUCUGGUAAAACCAACUGUGGAAGAACUGGGCUGGGAGGAUUCUGGAGACCAUUUGCAGAGGCUUCUUCGUGCAUCUGUUCUAGACUUCGCCUGCAGUAUGAAUGACUUAGGAUCUUUGAACAAUGCUUCUCAGCUUUUCAAUAGGUGGUUACAAGGAGAAACUAUUCCUGCAAAUCUCCGACUUAUAGUAUAUCGCUAUGGGAUGCAGAACUCAGGCAAUGAGACAUCAUGGAAUUACAUGUUCAACAAAUACCAAGAAACUUCAUUAGCCCAAGAAAAAGAAAAGUUGCUAUAUGGCCUGGCAUCAGUGAGGAACAUCACCCUUUUGGACAGAUAUCUGAAAUAUAUUUACAACACCAGCCUCAUCAAAAGCCAAGAUGUGUUCACGGUCCUGAGAUACAUCUCAUAUAACACCUAUGGGAAAACAAUGGCCUGGGACUGGAUACGACUGAACUGGCAGUACUUAGUUGACAGAUUCACUAUAAAUGACAGAUAUCUUGGUCGAAUAGUAACUAUUGCCCAAACCUUCAACACUGAGCUCCAGCUUUGGCAGGUGGAAAAUUUCUUUGAAAAAUAUCCUAAUGCUGGGGCAGGAGAAAUGCCCAGGAGUCAGACACUGGAGCAAGUGAAGAGCAACAUCGAAUGGCUGAAAGAAAAUAAGGAGGAAAUACAAUCAUGGGUGGAAAGCGCAUAUGAGUCAAGUAGUUCUCAUCCUGUUCAAAUGCCAUCAGAAGCCAGUGGGAUUUAUGUAUAUGCAUACAUGACCCAUGUAUUCGAUCAACAAGCGCAUCUCAGCUCCUUCCAGCACAAGGAGGAGAACACUACACUGGCCACUCCUGUUGCACUGCGGGGCCGCUCCAGCCGGUUAAUGUUCAACGCGGGCCGGGCUGAGCGCAAGCCCGCGGCCGAGGAAGGGGCUGCGGCCAUCGGUCUCACCACGGCCCCUCAGCCCCUGGAUUUGCGGGGGAAAACCUCAACAAAAGGUCAAACAGCAGGAGAGACUGAAAGGCGAUCACGCCCCGCCAUUCCGAUCAGGCGUGGGUUUCACCGGCGGGAUCUGGUCACGCACAGGGCUCACACGGCUCCUUCCUCAGCGCCGUGCCGGGCAGGCGGCUGCCUCCAAAGGGUGCUCAGCUCUUCGUCACUGCCGGAGCGAGGCACUCGCGGCCUUCUGCUCCGGCCGCGUCCAUACCCCGCUCCCGAUGGGAGCCCAGCCCCGCGAGUUGCGCCUCUCGCCCCGAACUCCCAGGGAUUCACCACUGUGGAGUCGCGGCCGCGCAGGGCCUGCCGAGCCGCGCCCUCCCCGCGUGGGUCUGGCCCCGGCUCUCGCCGAAGCGGUGCCGCGGGACCUGUCCCCACCUGGGUGACGCUGCCUCCCUCCCGUGGGGCUGCCGACCCUGAGGCCCCGCUCGCUCGCUGCCACCGCCGGAGCUGCCGGGCACGGGCUGGUGGCGACCCUGCGAGGUGGCGGGGCCGGGGUCGGGCCGGUGGCCCCCGCGCCGUCACAGCCCGCCCCACGAGAGGGCAGGCUGGGCUCGGGUCCCUCCGGGGCUGCGGCAGCGUUUGCCCUGCCCCGCCUGGCUCCGCGGCGGGGGGAGCGACCCCCGCUGUCCCCUGCGCUUCAGGGCGGGCCGGGGUGGUCACAGCCGCAAGGGAGAAAGCGACCAAAGAAGCCACCGCCAUCCCCGAAAUCGCGGAUCCACCAGAGGGACGUUCGUCGAGCGCGGCCAGAGAGCUGGCUCCCUGCGCAGGGGCGCGGAGCGCCGGCUCCGUUCUGCCCGCUCCCGUCCCGCGGCUCUGCCUGGCACAACCGCCAUGUGAGACCCCCCCCGCAGCCCCGUCCGCGGCGGCGGGGGAAGGCGGGCUGAAAACCUGCAAAUACCGUCGCCUCCGCUCCAAAACCGAGCAUUAUUGA